AUGCUUCUCAACUUGAAACUUGUGGUUCUAUCUUUUCUUAUUGUAAUCAAUUCUGUCGAUUCGGAGUCCAUCAAUUGUGAAGCGAAAUUCAUUUCGAAGAUAACAAAACUCUGCAGACAUGGAAUAUCGGAAGAGAAAGUGAUUCAUCUUCUCUCAAAGUGUUGCUCCGCUCAUUGUUCGAAAGCUCAUCUCAAAAUGUUCUGCACAAUGAAACCACACAAAUUCGAGCGUCAUGGGAAUUACACGGAAUGA
This is a messenger RNA of Caenorhabditis remanei, 252 nucleotides long. RefSeq lists its product as uncharacterized. The transcript is spliced from 2 exons. The coding region runs from base 1 to 252 and encodes 83 amino acids. The record is from RefSeq and is a predicted model, not a curated record. Lineage: Eukaryota; Metazoa; Nematoda; Chromadorea; Rhabditida; Rhabditidae.